Toxotes jaculatrix (banded archerfish) is the source of this 3530-nucleotide messenger RNA. RefSeq names its product UDP-glucose pyrophosphorylase 2b (gene ugp2b). Gene Ontology annotation, cellular component: cytoplasm. Gene Ontology annotation, molecular function: UTP:glucose-1-phosphate uridylyltransferase activity. Gene Ontology annotation, biological process: glycogen metabolic process; UDP-alpha-D-glucose metabolic process. The record is from RefSeq and is a predicted model, not a curated record. Bases 463 to 1989 code for a protein of 508 amino acids. NCBI's taxonomy places the organism in Eukaryota, Metazoa, Chordata, Actinopteri, Toxotidae. The transcript is spliced from 10 exons.
GCCAGGAUUUGUGACGUGGUUUACAGUACUGGGGGCUGGAAAAUAAGAGGCUGCCACCGCAAACCACGAAAGAUCCUUGUAGAUCAGAUCCAGCUUCACGUAGAGAGACUUCGUUUGGCUGGUGUCCGGGGAGAUAAGUGUGAUCGGAUGAAUGUGUCCUUGUUUUGCUUGCUUUUUUUUUUUCUUUUUAAUUUUCUGGGGGGUGGGGGUGGACAGGAUGUCUAAUCGUCCAGAGCUUCAGUGGUGAAUGGACUUACAGGGUCGUACACCUCUGAAUGAAUGACCCGUUGGCUUUUAGGACACCUCAGAGAAACUUUUCUUUUUUAAUUCAUUCACGGGAUGUCUGUUCAGUGACACUUAGGCUGUCUCGGUGACUGCUCUCUGGAAUAUUUAACUUGAAGCACUCAUCUUAUUAUUAAACCUUAUGUACUGCUGAACUGGUCGCUACUUGGCAGCUGAAACAUGGCACUUUAUGUAGAAGGUCUGAGUAAAGGAGUGGCCAACGGAGGGAUGGCUCAGUUCCAGGAAAUGAUGCGGCAGCAGCUGGAGAGCUCCAUGCACACCGAGCUGGAGAAACUGCUGGACACCGCCACAGGGGCCGAGAGAGAGGUGUCCAAGAAAGACUUUGAGGGCUUCAACAACCUUUUUCACAGAUUUCUGCAGGUUAAGGGGCCAUCGGUAGAGUGGAUCAAGAUACAAAGACCUCCAGAGGACUCAAUCCAGCCCUACGAUAAGAUCGAAGCUCGAGGCCUGCCCGACAACGUGGCCGACAGCCUGAACAAACUGGUGGUGGUGAAGCUGAAUGGAGGCCUGGGCACCAGCAUGGGAUGCAAGGGCCCCAAGAGCCUGAUCAGCGUCCGCAACGAGAACACCUUCCUGGACCUCACUGUGCAGCAGAUAGAGCACCUGAACAAGACGUACAACACAGAUGUGCCCCUGGUCCUCAUGAACUCCUUCAACACAGAUGAAGACACAAAGAAGAUCCUGCAGAAGUACACACACCACCGCGUCAAGAUACACACCUUUAACCAGAGCAGGUAUCCUCGCAUCAACAAAGAGUCCCUCCUCCCUGUGGCCACAAGCUUGACCAUGACUGGGCAAAACACAGAAGGCUGGUACCCUCCGGGGCACGGCGACAUCUACGCCAGCUUCUACAACUCGGGCCUGUUGGACCAGCUGAUCGCGCAGGGCAAGGAGUACAUCUUUGUGUCUAACAUCGACAAUCUGGGAGCCACCGUGGACCUGCACAUCCUGCACCACCUGGUCAGCCAGCCCAACGGCAAGCGCUGCGAGUUCAUCAUGGAGGUGACGGACAAGACGCGUGCUGACGUCAAGGGUGGAACGCUGAUCCAGUACGAGGGGAAACUGCGUCUGCUGGAGAUCGCCCAGGUGCCCAAAGCCCAUGUGGACGAAUUCAAAUCGGUUUCAAAGUUCAAGAUCUUCAACACCAACAAUCUGUGGAUCUCUCUGGCUGCUAUCAAGAGACUGCAGGAACAGAAGGCAAUGGACAUGGAGAUCAUAGUCAACCCCAAGACACUUGACGGUGGACAGAACGUCAUCCAGCUGGAGACGGCGGUCGGCGCGGCGAUCAAAUGCUUCGACAACGCCCUGGGAAUAAACGUACCCCGCAGCCGCUUCCUGCCCGUCAAGACCACGUCGGACCUGCUGCUGGUCAUGUCCAACCUGUACAGCCUGGACGCCGGCUCUCUCACCAUGAGCCCCAAGAGGGAGUUCCCAACAACGCCGCACGUCAAACUGGGCAGCUCCUUCACCAAGGUUCAGGAGUACCUGACCCGCUUCGAGAGCAUCCCUGACAUGCUGGAGCUCGACCACCUGACGGUGUCUGGAGACGUCACCUUUGGGAAAAACGUUUCACUCAAGGGCACCGUCAUCAUCAUCGCCAACCACGGAGACCGGAUCGAUAUUCCAGCCGGCUCCAUGCUGGAAAACAAAAUUGUGUCUGGCAACCUCCGCAUCCUGGACCACUGAGACCUUUCUCACUCCCCUCCCACCCACCCCCCAUCAUGUGACCCAGUUGGCUUUAUCCCAGUCAUGUGACCCGUUUCCCAUGUUUGCCUGACAUCAACAGAUUGUGUGGGGAAGUGUUUUUUCCUCAGGCCGUGUGUGAUAGCAUGUGCAGUGUUACUCUGCAGUCUCAACCACGGUUUGUUGGGAAUGUGUGUGUAGCUUGCAUAUACUGCCCUCUACAGGCCGUUUAUUAUAAAAUAUACACCUUUAUUGGUAUUAAUAAUAAGCUGGUCAUAGCUCUCUCAAUUUUCAUAAUGAACUAUAUUCAUGAUAAAGAGAAAAAUCAACAGUUCAGAUUUUUAUGUUUUAUUCUCCUUUUAACUUGUGAUUUUGACAGUUUCCUGGCCAGAAAAUAAAACCUGCCAAAAUAGAAAUAAAAAUAGAAAUAGAAAUGAGUGAGGAUAAAAAUGAGGACUGCACAUCAAAAAAACCAACCUGAUGAUUUUAUCAUCUUCAUCCUCUGUGUGCACUUACAGCACUGCUAAUGCAGUCACACAGUGUACAUUCGCAGAGAGGUGAAGUCACGGUUUCUGAAGUGACGGAGGAGUUUUAAACAUUUAUCUCAAGCACAAACAUCUCACUGUGGAGACGUGACGUGGUUCUACAAUUCAGCUGUGAUAAGAUAUGUUCAGCUGAAAUAAUCCUGGAUUAAACUGACUUUUGACCGACUGUUAUUUAGUGUUGGGAUAAGAGCAGUGAGACUUAACCACAGCAGUAAACGUCCUCAAACACAACCUCAAACAUUAAAGUUACAACAUUAACUUCACCAAAACCAGACAAUCCAGUCCAUGAAUUUGUGGAACCGUGCAGAAAUCAAGCCUGAAGUGAAGUUUGUGCUUAGAAAUAAAUUGGUUAACUUUUUCCAGAGCAAGGCGACAACUGUGACUUCCACAUUAUAGAGCGUAGAACAUGUUUCCACUGGAUAUAUUUACACCUGCAGUGUCCAGGCCGACCUGGUCGCAGGUGUUUGUGCCAUACAAGAGAAACUAACGUUACCCAUAUGAUGCCUGAACAACCUCUGUGGCUUUUGGACUGUAAUGAUCCAUAUCCAGGCAUGAAAACGAUGCCAUGAAAUUUUAUGUAACAGCUGAAAUUAUAUCAUUUUGAAGUGAAGGCCUUUGUAUGUACAGUCCCAGUGUGAUGGAGAUGAUGAAAAAUAUCACACUGGUCAUUACUGUUUUUUUUUGUUUUUUUUAUCCAGUAUGUUUGUUCACAUUUUGAUCUUCAUGUUGUAUGAAACCUCAAGCCUCCAUCACGGUAUCAGAUCUCUCCUGUUUCCUCUGUGCAUCCCCGUCAUUCAGCGUUAGCUCUUCACUCAAAGCACGACGGGACAUUUUAAGACACAUACGCAAAGUCUGAGCGCGAGAAUACUUGAGACGGGUCCGACUCGUGCGGACCGGGAGCCUGAAAGCAAUAAGCGUUGAUCUGUGACAGUGACGGAGUCUCAGCCCAGCCCAGUUCUGCCUCCUCAGAGCUGAAUAAAGUGCAAUAUGAAAUACUGA